AUGGCCAUGGCGCUCCAGGCGGAUGACUCCGAUUUUCCUGACAAGACCAAGUUCUAUGAAAGGCUGGAAGAAGCCCUGUCCACCCGUCGACUUGAGAACUCCAACUACAUCAGAGCCGAGCAGUACGAGAAGUUCAUCAGAGAAACGAAAGAAGCAAAGAAUAACCGCUCGCUCUCCCUGUCGAAACGGCGCUUGCAGCGUUUCGCUGUGUGUGAAGUGGACGGGGUUGAGCAUCUGAUUGUCCCUCUAAAACCAGGCGAGACUAAUAUGAAAUUCUUCGUGAAAGUGGAAGAUUUGUAUGAUCGUAUCAAGACGCAUCACACGGCAACACACAAAGGCCGAAACCGUAUUGUUGCCAGCUGCAAUUUGAAGUACAAGAACAUAACCCAAGAGGCCAUCACUAUUUUUCUUCAGCUGUGUCCUGGCUGCCUAGGGAAAAAAAAAAUGAAGCUGAGAGGUUUGACAGUUAAACCAAUGGUCUUCAAUAAGUUCAAUGAUAGGUGCCAAAUUGACUUAAUCGACCUGCAAUCCGCACUUGUCGAGUGUCAACCCGGGGAUGAACAAGAGGUCGCCACAGACAGCUACAAGUGGAUUUUAGUCGUGCAGGACCAUCUCACCAAGUAUGUUCAUCUCCGCCCUCUGAAGUCUAAGAAGGCUGUGGAAGUGGCCCACCAUGUCGUGGAAAUCUUCCUGGACUUCGGCGCGCCCGCAAUUCUCCAGUCCGACAAUGGGCGCGCGGGCGCGCCGAAGUCCAGGAAGAUUUCCACGACAUGGUGGGCCACUUCCACAGCCUUCUUAGACUUCAGAGGGCGGAGAUGA
Thrips palmi is the source of this 819-nucleotide messenger RNA. RefSeq names its product KRAB-A domain-containing protein 2-like. The transcript has a single exon. Gene Ontology annotation, molecular function: nucleic acid binding. Gene Ontology annotation, biological process: DNA integration. The coding region runs from base 1 to 819 and encodes 272 amino acids. The record is from RefSeq and is a predicted model, not a curated record. Lineage: Eukaryota; Metazoa; Arthropoda; Insecta; Thysanoptera; Thripidae.